ACACAGUUUCAGUAUUGCCUCUGUGAGAGCAUUUGCGUCUUCUUCUGUCUCUGAGCUCUUACCUCUGUUCACUCGCACCCGUCUGACCUGCAGGAUGACCCGCCGGGCCCUUCUCACUCCGCUCCUGCUCUUGCUGGGCCUGCUGGGCCUGCUGGUCCACGGCGCUGUUGCCCAGGAGGCUGGAGAUCCAGCGGCAGCAGCACCUGCCCCGGGCGACGCGUCUGGCGACACACAGCAGGGCGACGAGGAGGAGUGGGGGAUGAACUCCGUCAGAGGCGGCUUCGAGGCCGUCAGCACCUACUUUGACUCCAUGCUGGAGUUCAUGGGGGGACGAGACGGAGUGUGCCAAUACCGCUGCAGAUACGGGGGUGCUCCUGUUCCUCGUCCUGGUUAUAAGAUGCCUGAGCCCGACGGAUGCAGCUCCUACUUCUUUGGUCUUCCCAUUCCAGAUUCGAUGGACGUGGGCAUCCCUGCCAUGACCAAGUGCUGCAACCAGCUGGACAUGUGCUACGACACCUGCGGCUCCAACAAGUACCGCUGCGACUCCAAGUUCCGCUGGUGCCUCCACAGCAUCUGCUCGGACCUCAAGAAGAGCCUGGGCUUCGUGUCCAAGGUGGAAGCGUGUGAAGGCGUGGCGGACACCUUCUUCAACACGGUGUGGACGCUGGGCUGCAAGCCCUACAUGAACAGCCAGAGAGGAGCCUGCUACUGCCAAGGAGAGGAGAGAGAUGAACUCUAGACAAGUGUCAGCUCAAGACAUUUCAGCUGACGGUGCGGAGCUGUGACUACUUGAGUAAUUUAUUUGGACAUUUUUGCUUUCGUCUUGUUAAAAUCCUUCUUUGUUAUUAUUGAAUGUCCACGGUGUAUCAUCUCCUUUCAGGAACUAUAAACUGGUGAAAGACUGUAAGAGUUGAAUGUCUUACCAUGUGAAUAAAUGUCAUUUUAAAUACA
Molecule: messenger RNA, 951 nt
Organism: Cololabis saira (Pacific saury)
Lineage: Eukaryota; Metazoa; Chordata; Actinopteri; Beloniformes; Belonidae
Product: group XIIB secretory phospholipase A2-like protein
Exons: 4
Coding region: 95-739 (214 amino acids)
Biological process (GO): triglyceride homeostasis; cholesterol homeostasis; lipid catabolic process
Cellular component (GO): extracellular region
Molecular function (GO): calcium ion binding; A2-type glycerophospholipase activity
Source: RefSeq, a predicted model, not a curated record